Molecule: messenger RNA, 3028 nt
Organism: Closterium sp. NIES-65
Lineage: Eukaryota; Viridiplantae; Streptophyta; Zygnematophyceae; Desmidiales; Closteriaceae
Source: the annotation of a GenBank genome assembly
UCCAUACGCGUUAAUGGCCGCGAGAUGCUCACAGCAGGCCGUGCAGGCCUGUGGGUCGGUGCGGCGGCACCCGCCCGUUACGUGCUACAUGGGGGACGUGUCCUGGGCUCUGCCUGCUGCCGCUCUGCCUGCGACCAGUCGCAACGCAGCGAGCAGUAACAGCAGUAACCCUGCUGAUAACCCUAUCGCCAACGUGACGCUGACCAUUACAGUGACAGCGUCCGCGGCGGUCGCACAGCCGUGUCGGCUCUGUGGGGGCUUUGAGCAGUUACCCUAUCAGGUGUUACAGGCAACCGUUCGGCUCACGGCCGUGCUUGUGCCAGUUGGCCUCAAGCAGCCGCAGCCAGGCCAGCCGCUACAGGAGCAGGCUCUUUCUGGCGCCGCUACAGCUGUUGGUUCCGCUACAGCCGCGUCCGCAGCGCCUGUAGCGCCUGUAGCGCCUGUAGCGUCCGCGCCGACAUUGGUGGUGUUGUUUGUGCGCAGGCCAAGGGGCGUGGCGAAGGUGGGGCGUGCGCGCUUCUCGUGGCACGCGCUGGAGAUGACAGGCGUGCACUCGCCUGCCCGCUGUGACGCCUGCACCUUCCUCUGCAAGGUGCGGCCCCCCUCCUGCACUCGGUACCUCUGUAAAGGUACCUCUGCAAGCCCCCUCUCCCCGUCCCCCCUCCCGCACCUGCCUCUGCAAGGUGCGUCCCCACCUCCCCCCCUGUCCCGCUAUCUGCAUGCUGCGUCUUCGUCCCCCCUGCCCUCCCGUCUGCAAGGUCCGUCCCACCCUGCCCUUGCCCCGGCUAGACGCCAUUCCCUCCUCUCUCAGUACCCCGUGUCUCCCCACCUCUUUUUGAGUCGACUAAAAAACAAGGUCCGUCCCCCCCGCCCUUACCCCGGCUCAUCGCCAUUCCCUCCUCCCUCACUACCCCGUGUCUCCCCACCUCUUCCACUUUUCUCCUUCUCUUUUUCGCUUCACAUCGCUGCAAUGCGUGCUCUCCUCGGGGGACAAAGCAUGUGGGGUCAUGUCAAAGCAUGUGGGCUCCCCUUACCCUGCCAUUCCUCCCCUCCCUGUCCUCCCACACCUCCCUCCCCCUCCGCCUCCCCGCCCGCCUCCCCGUCUGUCUCCCCAUCCUCCCCACCCGUCAACCCCCCAUCCGCAGCUGGACUCGCUCCCAAGCUUCCCCUGUCCGCGGGGUGGUUCACAGCGCGCGGGCUCAUGGACGGUCCCCACCGCUUCACAGUCACCGCGCUCAGGGGAGCGCCGGGGGUCACUGGCACCCGCCCCGCCUGCACCUGUGAACCCACGCACAAGCUCAUCCCCUUCUCCUCCCCUUACUCCUCUCCCCGUCCGCUCACAGCUGGACGCCCUCCCCAGCUUCCCCUGUCCGAGGGGGUGCUGGACGCCCUCCACAGCUUCCCCUGUCCCCAGGGGUGGUUCACAGCACGCGGGCUGACGGACGGCCCCCACCGCUUCACCAUUCAACCGCUCUCCUACCUCCUCCUCUGCCCCUCUCCGCCCCCCCCAGCUGGACGCCCUCCCCAGCUUCCCCUGCCCGCGCGGGUGGUUCACAGCAGCCGGCCUCACGGACGGUCCCAACCGCUUCACAGUCACCGCGCUCAGGGGCGCGCCGGGGUCACUGGCACCCGCCUGCAGGCCGCCACUGCUGAUGUUGGGAUGGGCGGAGAGUGGGGAGGAGGGGUGGAAGGGGGAGGGGGAGGGGGAGGGGGAGGAAGAGGAGGGGCGCAGGUGGAGGCGCAAGCACAGGCCACAUAUGAAUGGGUCGCUGACGCGGCCAGUCCAGUGCCAACGCUAACAGUGGACCCGCCACAGGCAAGGGAGGGGUCGGUGCAGAUCAGCAUCGCCUUUGACAAGCCCUGCCUGGGCCUGCAGUGCAACUCCACCGAAACCUCGCCCUCUGAAAUGCACUUCUCUGCUCCUUCCUUUCCCUUUCCCCUUGCUUCCAAUCCCGUGGUUCCCAUCCCAUCAAAAGCGGCCAGUCCGGUGCCAACGCUAACAGUGGACCCGCCACAGGCAAGGGAGGGGUCGGCGCAGAUCAGCAUCGCCUUUGACAAGCCCUGCCCGGGCCUGCAGUGCAACUCCACCGAAAUCUCGCCCUCUGAAAUGCACUUCUCUGCUCCUUCCUUUCCCUUUCCCCUUGCUUCCAAUCACGUGGUUCCCAUCAAAAGCGGCCAGUCCGGUGCCAACGCUAACAGUGGACCCGCCACAGGCAAGGGAGGGGUCGGUGCAGGCAUCACCACAGGGCAAAGUCAGGUGCAGGCAUCACCGCAGGGCAUAACCGCGCCCCUCUGGAGCCAUCUCACCUGUGACGACGACCCUUGGCAGUGGUCAAGUUCUUCACACAGCUCAGAGCCACGCAGCAAGCAGCCGGCCUCUAAACCCCCUUUUCCCCCUCCCCACCCUCUUCCCAGACCGCGCCCCUCUGAGGACCACUCUCACCUGCAACACGCCCUUGGCAGUGGUCAAGUUCUUCACACAGCUCAGCUCAGAGCAGGCCGCGGACCGCGCCCCUCUGGAGGCCACUCUCACCUGCGACACGCCUUGGCGGUGGUCAAGUUCUUCACACAGCUCAGAGCCACGCCACGAGUCUCCCAGUCGCCCGUGACGUGUCGGGUGCUCUUCUCCAAGCCCGUCUCUUCCUUCCCCUCCUCGUCCCUCGCUAUCGCCAACGCCACCGCCAGCAACCCCCAAUCUGUCUCCGACCUGGAGUACCGAGUUCCAGGCUCAGUGGUGGUGGACAUACGGCAUGAGAAUGUCACCGAUGUUGCUGGGAACAUCUGCCAGCCCACACAGCCCUUCUUCUUCUUCUUCUUCUUUGACACCACACCCCCUACGGUGCAGCUGAGCGGGAGCGAGACCAGCGCCACAACAGACUGGGUCUACCCCAUCCUCGUCGCCUUCUCACCAUCUCUCCUUCCUCUCUACCAUGCAGCUCUCAGCCCCCACUUUUCCCUCUCCCGCUUCCGUUUCGCCACUAUUCUGCCCUUCAACCACCAGACACCACGCGCCCAACGGUGCAGCUGA